This is a messenger RNA of Hyalella azteca, 4221 nucleotides long. RefSeq lists its product as uncharacterized. The transcript has 2 exons. The record is from RefSeq and is a predicted model, not a curated record. Lineage: Eukaryota; Metazoa; Arthropoda; Malacostraca; Amphipoda; Hyalellidae. Bases 394 to 3540 code for a protein of 1048 amino acids.
UUUGUAGUUAAAAGUGAACACGAACAACAGAUUAGUCGUUACAACAUAAAAGAAGGAAUAAACUUGUAAGCGCUACGAUGGAUUGCCUAACUAAGUAACUGUUCACUGACUUCACACAUCGCGUGACUGCAGAACAGCUUUAAAGCCACACCCUCCCACCACGAGAGUUACGCGAGAUCAGCCACGCCUGCACCGCACCUCGCCACGGCCGCCCCUAUGACCCCUCACCGAGAGUGACUCAGCGUUUCUUCAUGUUGAUAUGAGCAAGCUUUUGAUGUAAGGUUAUCAACGCGUUGCAAACCAAGCGUGUCGUGAUUCCUGCAGAAGUAGAUAUUGCUUGUGUAUGAUAUUGCUUAUCAAGAAGUAGAUAUUGCUUAUCAAUAUUGAGCAAGCAUGGAUAAACAAAACGGACCCUUGGAGCUCACUACGAACUCCGCACCCCGACCUCGCUCUAGGCCACAGCUCAAAAAAGUAUCCCAUGAAGAACUGCAAGCCUUAGCCAGUAAAUCAAUUCCAGCCGUCAAACCUUUGAAUAUUUUUAAUCAAGACAACUUGAGGCCACCACAUUCAGAUACGAUGAACUACAUUUCGAAUUAUUUUCCCGUAAAUCCGCAACCUGCACUAUACAAGAACAGAAAUGCGGCAAAUUUGCCUUAUACGCAUGUACGUGAACCGGAUAUUACUACCGGUUCACCCAAUACUACACUUAGUAUGGCGUUUCCAACUACUGCCAAUUGGCCACAACCUCAAUCCAGCUCACAUGCCAGCUCAACCCAUUGCUCAACCAUUGCUCAACCCAUUGCCAGCUCAACCCCUACCCUAGACCAAUCGCUAUCUUCCUCGAAUUCAGGUGCCUCCAUUCCUAGCACAAUCCAGAAUAUUAAUAUCGCAACUGCGACAAAUUUGUCACAAGCUCCACUGGAUUUACACUUCAGAGUUCCAAACACGGUUCAUUCCAACAUGAGCCAAACUUCACAGAGAUUUGCAAAUCCUUCAUACAAUUCACAUACAAUAUCACCAAGUAUGAUCACACACAAUCUGAACAGCUUUUCAUAUCCUCAUAAAACUGUGGCCAAUCCAUGCUCUGGUUUGCCAGAUAUACCAUCUCAACAAUCAAAUAAACAUUUUCCAAUAUACCCUCCAAAUGUGAUGCUUGGACCGACCGGAACGAUGCACUACGGUGAUAGGAUGACAAUGGCUCGCCCAAGAAUAAAUCAAGGAUAUCUUAGUCCUUUUGAAACCCCUUUACAUCAAACGCGUCAACAGGCUAAUGGAUUUUACGGAAAUAACAUUUGUACUCCUCCAAUGCAUGGACUAAAUAACCUUACGAAUUCAGUAUGUUCGCCUUACGACUAUACCCGCAAUUUUUACGAUUUUCGUCAAGCGCCCCGAACACCGUUCCACAUUCCUCGCCCGGCGUUACCAACGUACGAGCAGAACGUAGGUCUAGCAUCGCCGUUCAAUGCAAGCCAGAAAACUGCUCGACUAAGUCAGAGCGCCAUGUCGUUUUCAUCAACAGUACCAUCUCCACAAUUGGAUGUGAACGAUUGUAGUUCUAUUGGGGCUAAAGAAAAGCAGCCGAAUAUUUCUCAGACAUUUGAAACUAUGAUAUCGCCACUCAAAGGAUCUUCGAUGAAUGUGUUCGACGAAUCGAUGCGUCCUUUGGAUCUAAGGUCGUCAAUGGCGAUGUCGCCGCUGAAUCACAAUCACCUACCCGGACAACAUGGCCCGACACGUACAUCGACUCCGAAACUUACCAACAACAAUCAGUUCCAGAAAAAUGAACAUCAUCUGAACACAUUACAAAAUGUUGAACCACGUUCACAAGACAACAAAUAUCGGAUAAAAAAGAAAAACGAUAAUUUCCUACAAUCACAUCCACCCUAUCAACCCUAUCGCUAUCAACACUACCGCCAUCAACGUCAUGAAUAUCCCGCAAGUCAAUCUCUUCAAAAAUCCUAUCAAGAACCUGGCAUGACACAGAACCUAGAAAUCGCUUCUCAUCUGGCAUUCCAGCAGCAACCAGCGCAAGUUAACGAGGGAAAUGUCGAUCGGCCCAUUUGGCACUCACAAGGCAUCACGUCGUCAGCAAUUGAAGCCAGCAUUCCAGAAAAUUCUUCAACCGCGGAUAAUCAAGCACAGAACAAAAAUACUAUAGAUGAUCUCCGUAAUUUCCGCCGAAACGUUGAACCACGUCACAUAGAACAAGGCCUAUUCGAAACGAGGAAGAAAAAAUACCAAGAAGAUCAUCUGCAUUCAAAGAACGUAACAGAACCGCUGCACCAAAUUCUGCCGGAGGAACUUGAUAAACGGCAGGUUUCCCCAGGGCAAAUUUUCCACGAUUCCCUAGUAAAUUGUCAACAGGUGCCUCACUUAUCCAUUUCGAGCUCGGAAGUGCAAACGCGAUAUGUGGAGCGUCCAUCGGAGCAAAUGGUACUAGAUCAAGGUAUGGCUGAAGUGAUACCCAAACAGCCUCGCAUUCCAAACAAGUCUAAACUUGUAACACUUAACAAAACAUUAGAAUUUAAACCAAGAAACAUGAAGUCCGCUCCUCCAAAACCAAGAGCACCGAAAAAAACGACGAUUCAAAAACCAAGAAUGCCAAAGAAGAGUAGAAUUUUUCAAGCAGGAAUAACGGAGGAAGCAGCCAAAAUUAAUCAACACGAACCUGGCUCCGUUUCUAAUCAACCUUCAACAGAAUCCACGGAGGGUCAAGACUCAACACAGCUCGAAGAUUUAAUACAAAAUGCUCUCCUAGAGUUACAAAACAAUUGUAGUUCGAGUCAGAAUCAGUCGUUAAACAGCCGAAAGAAACCAGCUCCUCCAAAACCAACAGCGCCAAAGAAAACAACCAUUGAAAAGCCAAGAAUGCCAAAGAAGACUACAAUAACACGAGCAGAAAUAACGGAGGAAGCAGCCAAAACGAAACAGCACGAACCUGGCUCCGUUUCUAAUCAACCUUCAACAGAAUCCACGGAGAGUCAAGACUCAACACAGCUCGACGAUUUAAUACGAAAUGCUCUCCUAGAGUUACAAAACAAUUGUAGUUCCCUACAGGACGAACUAUCAAUUGAUGAAGCUCCGAAGUCAGUCGAAUUGGAAAGAAAUGUUAAAUCUCUUUCUUCGCCGAACGAUUCCAAUCUUGCAAAUAUGGAGAAGUAUCCAGUACUUCGUGAAAUUUUGAUUGGAAAUGUAACAGAAUACAGACCUCAAUCUUCCAGUGAUAGCUUAAGUUUGAAAAAUUCGACCCAGGAAAAGGAUGAACCAUGGCAGGUUGAAGUGGUGUUCGUCGGGAACAGCAAUUCUAGUGCAAACGAGGAGAACAAAGGUGUGGAUGGUGACGAUCCAUUUUGUCGGUCAAAUGACCGUCAUGAUGAAUGUUUACUAGAGUACGACAUUGAUGUCCAUCAGAUUGAAGAUCAAUUAUCGAAGGCUGUAAACAACGAGGCUAUAACUGAUCUCAUUCUUCCUCAUUGCUCUUCAAUUAUGUCUCCUUUGUCACUGCCUGAUACUCCGUCUCAAACUGAGAUGGAGAACUGAAAUCGAAAGACUGAAGAAAUCGAAAGUCCAGCUUCUUGGCGAACUUGAGUUUAUUGGCCUUUGCAAAUGAGUCGUAGGUCCAUGUGAAAUUGUACAUCUUUUCAUGAUUUGUCUAGUACUUUUAUUUCAUCAUGAUGGAAAAUACUUACUUGAACUAUAUCAAAGGAAAUAUCGAAUUAUUCAGCGCACUAAAGCUGAUUUGACAUGGAUAUAAAUUUUACAUCCCCGUUAUCUUAAUCACCCAAUUUGACCCGUCACCUUAAUCUAGAUUUUAUGAGACUGCUCGAAUCUAACAAAAUUCGAAAUUUCAGAACAUAGAUUUAAAGAAAGCAAAGAAUAAGACGAAGAAAAUUUCAGUAUUUAUGAUGCUGUACGAAAUGUAUACAUUUAGUUUCCGAAAUUGAGCCUGAGGUAAAGAAAAUAUUGUAGGAACUAACAAUCUAGGUAACGCUCAAAAGUAAGGUUUCUUUUUAAGGAUUAGAACUGUACGUUACGUUUUUACAAUAAAGUAUUGGAGUUGACGUUAACCUAAAUUUAUUGCAAUAGUCUUAAAGUCCAAAGUAUCACUGAUGUCACAGUUCUCAAUAAAAUGCAAUUAUUCCUACCCGAAUUGCAGCAGGUUGUCUCUGUCUACAUUUGUUAUGCGCCAGUAUACAAGAAGUCAAUAUAUUAUUUUAUCAA